This is a messenger RNA of Xenopus laevis (African clawed frog), 502 nucleotides long. It is a transcript of the gene rps18.L, whose product is annotated as ribosomal protein S18 L homeolog. Gene Ontology annotation, biological process: translation. The record is from RefSeq and is marked provisional. Gene Ontology annotation, cellular component: small ribosomal subunit; cytosol; ribosome. Gene Ontology annotation, molecular function: nucleic acid binding; structural constituent of ribosome; RNA binding. NCBI's taxonomy places the organism in Eukaryota, Metazoa, Chordata, Amphibia, Anura, Pipidae.
UCUCUGGUGAUCCCUGAGAAGUUUCAGCACAUUUUGCGUGUCUUGAACACGAAUAUUGAUGGGCGCAGGAAAAUUGCUUUUGCUAUCACUGCUAUUAAGGGUGUAGGUAGACGUUACGCUCAUGUGGUCCUACGCAAAGCUGACAUUGACCUGUCAAAGCGUGCUGGUGAACUGACGGAGGAUGAGGUGGAACGUGUGGUUACCAUCAUGCAAAAUCCUAGACAGUAUAAAAUUCCUGACUGGUUCUUGAACAGACAGAAGGAUAUUAAGGAUGGAAAAUACAGCCAGGUUCUCGCCAACGGUCUGGACAAUAAACUCCGUGAAGAUUUAGAGAGACUCAAAAAGAUCAAGGCUCACAGAGGACUCCGUCACUUCUGGGGUUUGCGUGUCAGAGGUCAGCACACAAAGACCACCGGCCGCCGUGGUCGCACUGUGGGUGUGUCCAAGAAGAAGUAACCUGUUGGAUGCUAUCAUUUUGUCAAUAAAGUUCUGUAUAAAAUUA